Parnassius apollo (apollo) is the source of this 786-nucleotide messenger RNA. The record is from the annotation of a GenBank genome assembly. Lineage: Eukaryota; Metazoa; Arthropoda; Insecta; Lepidoptera; Papilionidae.
UUGCUAGUUGUGCGGGGUGAAGUGGGGCUCGCGGUUGGUAUACUGUGCUUCAGUUGCGUCCAGGCAGACAGAGUGACGAUACGCGCGCGCGGCUCUUCGAGCUAUAACUACGGAAAAAUCUGUGACAAAAUGCGACAUUAUCGAUGCUCAAAAAUAAUUUCGAUGGUGCGAUCAACCAGUUCUUCCCAGGAGUCAAACCUGAACACCAAUUAUUAUGAGCUGCCUUUAUCUACUACGAACGAAAAUAACUCUUUGAAUAAUGCGGAUCUUCAUAACAGCUCAGACAGAAUCCUGGAUUUUGAUUCCGAUGAUUCAUUUUUUGAUAAAAAUUAUUUACCCUCAAGUUUAGAUCAGUCAAAAUGUUCAGAAGAUCCAGAUUCUUCUACAAAUACCAUACCCCAAUCACCGUCAAUUAACGUCACUGUUCCUGAGUCACCUGAAGUCUCAAGCGACGAAGAUACGCCACAAAAUUUCACAAAAAAGGGGACUAUCAGAAAACGUAAGAAGUAUGAUGAAUCACCGGCGCAGAGAAAACAAAUUAAAAAACUGAAAGAUAUGGAAUCUAAAUAUAAACUUAAGCCAGGGUGUAAUGAUGGAUGCAAAAAAAAAUGUCAUACACAGUUUACAGAAGAAGCACGACAAAACCUAAACCAUCACUUUAGAAACAUGUCUUGGAAAGAGCAACAGUAUUUCAUAAUAAAUAACACAUCCAAAGAAGAUCCUAAGAGAAAAACCGUUAAAGAAAACAGAAAACUGCCAAGAAACACGAGAGCACGCUCCAAAUAG